Contarinia nasturtii (swede midge) is the source of this 747-nucleotide messenger RNA. RefSeq lists its product as uncharacterized. The record is from RefSeq and is a predicted model, not a curated record. The coding region runs from base 254 to 670 and encodes 138 amino acids. NCBI's taxonomy places the organism in Eukaryota, Metazoa, Arthropoda, Insecta, Diptera, Cecidomyiidae. The transcript is spliced from 4 exons.
CAAAAGAAUAAACUCAUGGUCUAGUGCCAUUGGCGUAUGAAACUUUAUGCUCCAGUAGAUUUAUUAAGAGCGGAAGUAUGUUGGUAUACUUCCGCUCUUUUUCUAUUAUUUUGCUGAAUAUUUCGACACAUUUUUAAAAUAAAUAAAAUUUUCAGCGAGAGAGCGAUAGUUGAAUUUAUGUUCAGUGUUAUGUUAUGACACAGUUAUGUGUACUCAGUUCUUUGGAUCGCAUAUCUUUUGUUGUCUGUGACACAUGCAUAACGAGAUAUUCAAAUCAAUUACAACCGUGUUAAAAGCCUUGAAUCAACUUAAUCACCAGAAUAUAAUGAUUUUUAACCACAAAAUUUUACUUGGAACUUGUAAUCUUAUGCUUACGGUUUGUGGAUUCGUUUUACUCAUUACUGGAUGUUCGUUAUUUACAGAUUCAAAACGCAUUCUGAUUUCGCUUUUAAUUGGGGCCAACAAUGAAGUCCUAUCGAAUCUUCCACAUCCAUUUUUCUAUUAUUUAGCCCUGCUGAUUGCAGCAGUUGGUUUGGUUGUCAUAUUUGUUAGUCUCAUUGGCUGGUGGACGAUUUUUUGGUUAUUUUCUAGUCGUGCUGUUAUUAUUCGAGUCUACAUUUUGUUCAAUGGUGACUGUCUGGCCAAAGUGUGUUGGUCUUCAAUUAAAUGAAUCUCUUAUGGUAAAAAUACUGCAAAACUCUUACGGUGUACAGCAACAAGUAAUAAAGUCCAAAAUAUGCGGAUGUU